CUGUGAGUGGGCAUGAAGGACUGUGAGUUGGCAUGAAGGACUUUGAGUGAUCAUGAAGGACUUUGAGCUCCAGGCUCCAGCCUCGAUACCAUUCAUUGGUUUCCUGUUACAGGCGCGAGAGGUUGGGAGCACGUCUCCUGUGGGCUCCUUCGACCUGACAGCAGGGUCCGCUCAGCAGCUCACCUGCAGCGGGAAACUUAACUCGGCUGUCUCCCACAGAUCAGAGUCCAUGAAGACCUCUAUUCAGGCCACAUGGAGACCCGAAGACUCAGCUUCUGAGAAACCUGUUCAAUUCUGUGCUUCUGUGGUGCAGAAUUACAAGACAUUCUGGGUUGAUGUUAGAAGUCCUCUGCUGACCUUCAACAACGACAGUACUGGUGUUUCUUCUUCAAAUCCUCCAACUACACCGUUAAAAACCAGUCCCACCACAGUGAAAACUACAGUACAUCCAGCUGCAUCACCUGCUGUCUCCAUCAGUGACUGCGAUGUCACCAAGGUGUGUUUCAGUCAGCCAUCAAACUGUGACCCUUCAGUCAGCACUGACUGUUAUUUCAUGUCAGCCAGAGUGUUGUUUCCCAGUGAAGGAGCCGUACGCUAUGAGAUGACCGGUCCCUCGGAGGGGUACAUCGCCUUUGGAUUCUCGGAUGAUCAGAUCAUGGGGAACGAUGACAUUUAUAUCUGUGGCACAGGAAGCGAUGGUCUCGUGCAGCUGCAGCAUGCUUUUUCAACAGGAAGAACCGCUCCACAAACUCUCCCUCUGGGGAAUGUGUCUGAUGUUAGAGCGUCAGUACAAGGCGGGGUGAUCAGCUGUUCUUUCACCUCCAUGAACACUCUGUCUACUGUGAGGACCACAGGGCUCAACAAAUCCUACCAUCUCAUGUUUGCCUAUGGACCCAGUAACAAUGGUCAAAUCCAGUUCCAUAGAAACACCUUCAUCAGUGCAGAGAAGAUCAACAUAUCUCUGCCUGAGCGUGUCAGAAAAGCAGGAUGGCCUGAUAUCAUCAAAGCACAUGGUGCUCUGAUGCUGAUAGCGUGGAUGACCAUGGGGUCGAUGGGGAUGGUGGUGGCCAGAUAUCGAACUAGGUUUGCCAAUGCAAAGAAGCUGUGGGGCAAAGAUGUCUGGUUUCUGGUCCAUGUUCCGAUGAUGAGUGUGACGGUAGCAACCACGGUCAUCGCCUUCAUCCUCCCCUUCUCAUACGUGAAGGCCUGGUCUGGGGGGGCUCAUCCUGUGUUAGGCUGCCUGGUUCUGAUCCUCUCCUUCAUUCAGACCGUGAUGGCUCUGCUGCGCUGUGGACCUCAACAUCCACUGAGGUUUCUGUUCAACUGGACUCAUGCUCUGAACGGACUGGGGAUCAAAGCUUUGGCUGUGGCAGCUAUACUGACCGGCUUGAAGUUGAUUGACGGCUCUCUGGACCAAUGGCUGAUGAAAACAAUGGGCGGGUUUGUUGGCUGGGAAGUUUUGUUCUACAUCCUGCUCAACGUUUCAUUAAAGACAAAGGUUCACAGAAAAGAUGCUUUGGUGUCAAAGAUGGUAACAGCUGACUUCCUGAUACUUUCUCUGUUCCUCUUGGGGAACUUGACAUUUUUGGUGGCACUGCUGGUUGGAAUCGGAAAGUCAUAAGAGAGUCAUGGUGGAGCGAAGACGCCCCAGUCAGGGAUUUGUAAACUCAUGUCCUUUUUACAUUUUACUUUGUAUUUUUUGUAUAAAAAUGCAGUUUUGAAAUGCAGUGCUGGAACAUAUGUAAUGUCUAUAUGUAUGCAUCAAAAAUAAAUGUAAAUGCAGCCUGGA
Molecule: messenger RNA, 1789 nt
Organism: Notolabrus celidotus (New Zealand spotty)
Lineage: Eukaryota; Metazoa; Chordata; Actinopteri; Labriformes; Labridae
Product: putative ferric-chelate reductase 1
Exons: 15
Coding region: 53-1621 (522 amino acids)
Molecular function (GO): oxidoreductase activity, acting on metal ions
Source: RefSeq, a predicted model, not a curated record